AUGGCUAACUAUAUAUCUUUGUGUACAAAUUUACAGGAAGAUGUGGAUGUUGACAAUGUGCAACAUAGUUGGCAGGAAUCAUUUGCAGAUAACUUGAGCCAGGAGGAGUCAGAUGGUCCGAGCGUUGAUCACGAUGAGGGAGAGAUCGAUAUUGAGGAGGCUCAAAGGCAGCAGAAGAUGCUUGAGACACAUUGGAAGGUCAUGGCUAUGACCUUUCGGUCGCAAGGGGAUGCAUACAUAUUCUACAACAAUCACGCCAGAGAGCACAGGUUUAGCAUCAGGAAACAGAAGGUGAAACGAGGUGCUUCGGGAAUGAUACGGUACCGGCGGUUUCUUUGCUCCAGGGCAGGGAGAAGGCAGAGCAAGUUCAUAACCAUGGAGGGCCGCAAGCGCAGGCUUAGACCGGAGACUCGUUGCGACUGCGGUGCACAUAUGGUGGUGAAGCUGGACAAAGAACGUGUCGUUUGGUUCGUCGCAUCAUUCGUGGAUGAUCACAACCACGCGAUGGCUCGGCCCGACGAGGUUUGUUUUUUGUGGUCACACAGACGGAUUGGAGAUGGCCAGAGGGCAGAGAUAUUGGCGAUGGAAGCGGCCGGGAUAAGAAAGCAUAUUAUAAUGGACAACUUCAUCAGCAGAUACGGUUCGUAUGAUAAGUGCGGGCUUAUCAGGAGGGACAUUUACAAUCUUUGUUGCAGAGAAAAAAUGAAGCUCAUUGCAAAGGGUGAUGCAGAGACGGUAGUUGGCAUUAUGAGGAGCAGGAAGGAGAAGGACCCUGAGUUUUUUUUUGAGUAUGUGCGUGACAAGGAAGGGCGACUGAAGAGUAUGUUCUGGUGCGAUGCACAGUCGUGGAGGGACUAUCAGGACUACAGAGAUGUGGUCGUGUUUGAUAGCACGUAUAAGAUGAACAGAUACGGUAUGCCGUUCGUCCCCUUUGUCGGAGUUAACAACCACCGUUGCACCACGGUGUUUGGUUGUGCCAUCAUUGCUGACGAGACGGAAGGAACAUACGUGUGGCUGCUGCAGACAUUUAUGAAGGCAAACUGUCAGGUGAAGCCAAAGUCAAUAAUCACAAACGGUGACGCUGCAAUGAUCCAGGCUAUUCGGACUGUCCUUUCAGAUGUUUUCCAUCGUCUUUGCUCCUGGCAUAUCGAGAAAAAUAUGCAAAGGCACCUGCAUUACAAGUCACUGGAUGAGUUCAGAUCGCUCCUGUACUAUGCCACCUCUCAAGCGAACUUUGAGCAGAGAUGGAAAGCUUUCUAUGAUAAGUGGAAGACAGAUAGAACCGAAGAGUGGCUUGACAGGAUGUACAGGAAGAGGAGACUUUGGGCAGCUUCAUAUCUUUCUGAUGGUUUUUUCCUUGGUAUGCGAAGUAACCAGAGGAGUGAAAGCCUCAACUCCUGCCUUCACCUUCACUUGGACUACGGUAUGACAAUUGUUGAUUUGGUGGUGCAUUAUGAGAACUGUAUAGUUCGCCUGCGUGAGAACGAGGCGUACGAUGACUGCGAGGCAUUCCAGAAGGACCCACCGUCGGUUACUGAAUAUAAGGCCCUUGAGGAGCAUGCCGCCAAAGUAUUCACACCUGCUAAUUUCUACAUCCUGCAAGAUGAUUUGCAUAAGAUGGGUCAGCUGGAGAUAUCUGAGACGCUCGUGGGAAUUGGGCGUCAAACAUUCAUGGUGACAUGGAAGGAUAACCACAAGUUCAGGUACAAUGUUUUUUAUGAACCAGGUAACUCAGAAGAAACUAUUACAUGCAGUUGUCUUAGGAUGGUUCGGAAAGGGCUGCCAUGCAAACACAUUCUGUUUGUUCUCCAUCAUCUGAACUUAACUGAAAUACCAAAGUGUUGUGUCCUGCAUCGGUUGUCCAAACAUGCGAGAGAUGGGUUGCCUGUGCAGCGGAAGAGUGAUAUGUUUGGAUGGGGUUGGUCAGGGCCAUUGGAGAGAGAACGGUAUAGUGCAAUAACCAUUAAAACCGCAGAAGCUGCUCAUGUUGCAGCAAAUGAUCCCUUCUUGUUCGACGAGUUGAUGAAGUGUCUGGACAACAUAAUAGCGCAGAAAAAGAUUUCAAAGGAGGAACUUAUAGGAAGUAGAAGGUAUGCUAUGCUGAAGAAGGAGGCAAGUCAGGCGCAACAAGUUGAGCCUGGUAUUGGUGAUCCUCAGAAAGUUUCGACGAAGGGUGCACCUAAGAAGGGGCGAUCGAAGGGGGGCCCCGACGUUACAAAGAAUGGUAGGCCAAAAGAUUUUACAAAGAAGAAAAGUGGUCCUUUGUGCAGUCUGUGUGGUCUCCCAGGUCAUAACAAGGCUACAUGCAGUAAGAACGAGAAGACUGGGCGUAGAGACGCAGCUUGGUUUGUAGGAAGAAUAAAAGUGAUCGCACGAGUCAUGUCUGAAUAACCUAUGCUAUUUUUAUUCGCACAUGUGUGCCAGAA
Molecule: messenger RNA, 2426 nt
Organism: Triticum dicoccoides
Lineage: Eukaryota; Viridiplantae; Streptophyta; Magnoliopsida; Poales; Poaceae
Product: protein FAR1-RELATED SEQUENCE 5-like
Exons: 3
Coding region: 1-2391 (796 amino acids)
Molecular function (GO): zinc ion binding
Source: RefSeq, a predicted model, not a curated record